Arachis stenosperma is the source of this 552-nucleotide messenger RNA. RefSeq lists its product as uncharacterized. Bases 1 to 552 code for a protein of 183 amino acids. The transcript has a single exon. The record is from RefSeq and is a predicted model, not a curated record. NCBI's taxonomy places the organism in Eukaryota, Viridiplantae, Streptophyta, Magnoliopsida, Fabales, Fabaceae.
AUGAUCGAUACAAGAGAACCCAGGGAUAUAUCCCUAAAAUUUACAAGUAGUCAGCCAAUCUUCAACGAAGAAGGAGAAUGUCUGAUUCCGGCAUUUCAAGUAGUUUUCAUAUCAGUCUUCCUCGGAGAUUUUCAACCAAUAGAACAAGUUCAAGAUCUAUCAAUUUACAGCGACGAAGGACGAUUGGCCAGCACAUUGGCAAGAGUCUUCGAGAGAGCCCAAAAGAUAAACAAAGAAUCCAGAACAAGAAUAAACUAUAAAAGCAGAAACACUCUAAUUGUUUCUAGUAAGAAAAACCAGAUUGAAUCAAGAGAAAUGAGACUCCUAGUAGAUUUUGAAUCAGCAUUUUACAACUUCUCUGGAUUAUUGGAAAAUCUUCCUGACGGGAUAAGGAGGAAUCUAUGCCAUUUGCUAAAGGACAAAGAAGACCAUAGGUGCCAGCUGUGCGCCUCAGAAAUGUCCGAAGAAAGCAAUAAUGCCGAAGACCCCACCCACGUGGGAAAAGAAGUGGAUGAGACAUCUGAGUCAUCUAUCAACAUUAUUGUUGAAUGA